Molecule: messenger RNA, 2945 nt
Organism: Populus trichocarpa (black cottonwood)
Lineage: Eukaryota; Viridiplantae; Streptophyta; Magnoliopsida; Malpighiales; Salicaceae
Product: ribonucleoside-diphosphate reductase large subunit
Exons: 17
Coding region: 270-2702 (810 amino acids)
Biological process (GO): DNA replication; deoxyribonucleotide biosynthetic process
Cellular component (GO): ribonucleoside-diphosphate reductase complex
Molecular function (GO): ribonucleoside-diphosphate reductase activity, thioredoxin disulfide as acceptor; ATP binding
Source: RefSeq, a predicted model, not a curated record
GGAAACUUGAAUUAUUCCCUCAAACCACAGACAUAAACAAAUAUAUAUAUAUAUAAAAGAAAAGAAAAAAACCUCAUAAAAACUUUCAAAUUCAAAUCCUUCAAAAUUCCCUCUAGCUUCUCUCGUACUCUCCUUCCUCUCUACACCAUCUCUCUCUAUAAAUAAGCACUCAUCUCCAUUUACACUAACAAUCCACAUUACAUGUUCGAUAAAAUUCCUCACUCAUUCACUUCCUUUUAAAUUAUCCAAUUCAAAUAUAUCUAUCAACCAUGUACGUGAUCAAGCGAGAUGGGCGCCAAGAACCGGUACGUUUUGAUAAGAUAACUGCUCGAUUAAAGAAAUUGAGUUAUGGGUUAAGUAACGAUCACUGUGAUCCAGUGCUUGUGGCACAGAAAGUCUGUGCAGGGGUUUAUAGAGGUGUCACUACAACCCAGCUUGAUGAGUUAGCUGCUGAGACCGCGGCUUCUAUGACUGCUAAUCACCCUGAUUAUGCUUUGUUGGCUGCAAGAAUUUCUGUCUCGAGGCUGCAUAAGAAUACAAAAAAAUCCUUCUCAGAGACGAUCGAAUUAAUGUAUAACAACUUAAAUAAGGGGUCUGGGCAGAAGGCUCCUCUCAUUGCAGAUGAUGUCUACGAAAUAAUCAUGAAGAAUGCUGAACGGCUGGACAGUGAGAUCCUCUAUGACAGGGAUUUUGAAUAUGAUUAUUUUGGCUUCAAAACUCUUGAGAGGUCCUACCUUUUGAAGGUUGAUGGAAAGAUUGUAGAAAGACCACAGCACCUACUGAUGAGAGUGGCUGUUGGUAUCCACAAAGAUGACAUUGAAUCUGCCACCAAAACUUAUCACUUAAUGUCUCAAAGUUGGUUCACUCAUGCUACCCCUACCCUUUUCAAUGCAGGGACUGCCCAGCCUCAAUUGAGCAGUUGCUUUCUCCUGUGCAUGAAAGAUGACAGCAUUGAAGGCAUAUAUGAUACUCUGAAGGAGUGUGCUGUUAUUAGCAAAUUAGCUGGAGGAAUUGGUAUUGCUGUUCAUAAUAUCCACGCCACAGGCAGUUACAUUCGGGGGACAAAUGGUACUUCCAAUGGUAUAGUUCCCAUGCUUCGAGUGUUCAACAACACUGCUCGCUAUGUUGAUCAAGGAGGAGGGAAGAGGAAAGGUGCUUUCGCUAUAUAUCUGGAGCCAUGGCAUGCCGAUAUCUUUGAGUUUCUAGAUCUCAGAAAAAACCAUGGAAAGGAAGAACAUCGAGCUCGAGACUUAUUCCUUGCUCUUUGGAUUCCUGAUCUCUUCAUGGAAAGAGUUCGAGGUGAUGACAAAUGGUCUUUGUUUUGCCCUAGUGAGGCUCCAGGUUUGGCUGAUUGUUGGGGACAAGAAUUUGAAAAACUGUAUACUCAGUAUGAAAGAGAGGAUAGGGCAAAGAAAAUUAUUUCAGCUAGGAAACUCUGGUUUGAGAUUUUAAAUUCCCAAAUUGAAACAGGAACACCUUACAUGCUCUUCAAGGAUUCUUGCAACAGGAAAAGCAACCAGCAGAAUCUGGGCACUAUCAAGUCCUCAAACCUCUGUACUGAAGUUAUUGAGUUCACAAGUCCAACAGAAACAGCAGUUUGCAAUCUGGCAUCCGUUGCUCUUCCACGAUUUGUCAUGGAAAGGGGGGUACCUGCGGAAUCACAGUCUUCCAAGAUGGUUGGAAGUAGAGAAUCAAAGAACAGAUACUUUGAUUUUGAAAAACUAGCAGAGGUUACAACGACGAUCACUGCAAAUCUUAAUAAAAUCAUAGAUGUUAAUUACUAUCCCGUUGAAACUGCAAGGAGGUCAAAUUUAAGACACAGACCAAUUGGUAUUGGUGUUCAAGGUCUUGCUGAUACCUUCAUUUUGCUUGGCAUGCCAUUUGAUUCAUCAGAGGCAAAAAGGCUAAACAAAGACAUAUUUGAAACCAUAUACUACCAUGCUCUGAGAUCUUCUUCUGAGCUGGCUGCUAAAGAUGGCCCUUAUGAAACAUAUUGUGGAAGCCCUGUGAGCAAGGGGAUUUUGCAGAUGGACAUGUGGGGUGUGACACCAUCAGAUAGGUGGGAUUGGGAUGCUCUUAGGGAAAUGAUCUCCAAAAGUGGUGUAAGAAAUUCCCUUCUCAUAGCGCCUAUGCCCACUGCUUCAACAAGUCAGAUACUUGGCAACAAUGAAUGUUUUGAGCCUUAUACAUCCAAUAUCUAUAGCCGCAGAGUUUUAAGCGGCGAAUUUGUUGUGAUGAACAAACACCUCCUUAAUGAUUUAACGGAGAUGGGUCUCUGGUCACCUGUUCUUAAAAACAAGAUAAUAAAUGAAAGUGGCUCGGUUUCAAAAAUCCCUGAGAUUCCCGAGCAGCUAAAAGCUAUCUAUAAGACGGUGUGGGAAAUCAAGCAAAAGACAUUGGUUGACAUGGCUGCUGAUCGUGGAUGCUACAUAGACCAAAGUCAGAGUCUGAAUAUUCACAUGGAGCAACCUGAUCUUGGGAAACUAACUUCCCUGCAUUUCCAUGCUUGGUCAAAGGGCCUGAAAACAGGUAUGUACUACCUGAGAACACGUGCUGCUGCAGAUGCUAUCAAAUUCACUGUUGACACAACUGUUCUCAACAAUGAAAAUGCUAACAAGGCAGAGGAUGAUGUUAAUUCUGAUAUGGCGCAGGCAGCAUGCUCAUUGCAGAACCGGGAAGAGUGCAUGGCUUGUGGAAGUUAACCUCCGUGUUCCCUCUCAUUUGAUCAAUACAGUUCUUCAACGACAAGCAAGAGCAACGAAGAUCAUUUCUUUGCAUCGCUGACCUGCAAGUUGGAAUGAAUGGCUAUGUAACAGUCUACAAGUGAUGUGCAGGGUUUAGAUCAAACCCAUCAUGAAACUAACUCGUUGAUAAGAUGUAUAAUGUUAUGGCCCCAGCUUUUUACUGGCCGUUGCAAUCAAAUUCUUAGAAGAGCUCAGUCUUGA